Molecule: messenger RNA, 7803 nt
Organism: Xenia sp. Carnegie-2017
Lineage: Eukaryota; Metazoa; Cnidaria; Anthozoa; Malacalcyonacea; Xeniidae
Product: TPR and ankyrin repeat-containing protein 1-like
Molecular function (GO): ATP binding; protein binding
Source: RefSeq, a predicted model, not a curated record
GACGUUCGCCAUACACUCAUUUACAAAGUGAAACAAAAAAUUUCAAUAUUCAGUAUGCUAACUACAACUUUGUUUCAUUCAAGGAAGGAUAUUUGGUAUUCCUGGUAUUUUUUGUUCAUUAUAAAAUUCAACAUUCUUAAAUUUGCAGUUUUAAUAUGAUAAAUUGAAAUAUCCCCCUAUAGUCCGUGUACACUACAGUAAAAAUGAUAUCAAGUCAGAAGGAAGACGCUCAUUUGCAUAUAUUUGUGAAGCAUGAAUUUGAAUUGUAAGAAAUGCAUUUUUGUGUAAAGGUUAUUUAAAAAUGAAUCAUAUAAUCUUUGAGUAUAAUUCUGGAAUGGAGUUCCGCAAUUUGAAUUGCUUUGAUUAUGCAAUAAUACAUUUUACACGAGCAUUGAACAUAUUCCAUUAUAAUGUUGGGUCUCAAUCUGAUGUGAUUUUCUGGUCUCGAAUUUUGCUGUCUCGAGCUGAAGUAUACUUAAGAUGUCAACAGUUCAAUAGGAUGAUAGAAGAUGUUAAACUGGCUAUUAAAGAUUGUCCUCAGCAAGAUAAUGAUAUGGUGGAAAUGAAGCUAUGGAGGAAUCAUGCAUCAAACAUUCAUUCGUCUCUUGCAAUAUGGUGUUACUCUGCAGCAUUGCAUUUUGCUGCAGGAGUUAGUAAAUUAGAACAAAGUAAAAUACAUUGUGACAGAGCCUUGGAGUAUUAUGAAAAUGGACAACUUUCUGAAUGGGAAAAGGAUAUAGAGGUUUCAAAAACAUUGGAUUAUCAACCAGCAAUUACAUAUGGUUCAAAUAUCUUGGAUCAAGCAAUGGGUUUACUUGCUGAAAGAAAGUGUAUGGAAGCUAUUGAUUGUCUAGAGAUCUCAGAAUUGCUUCUUCGUCCUCUAAAUCCUUCAGUUUAUUUUGAUGAAGUUGUCAAGAAAAAGUGGAAUGAUUCAAUGAAGUUGUUGAUAGAAACAUUGUGGGAUAGUAACAUGUAUCACAAAGCGAUACAAGUUGGGAAGAAGUGUAAACAAUUGGAGUCUUUCUUUAUUCAGGAAAAAGCUGAACUGUGGAAGGAUAAAGGAAAUAGAAUGUUUUCUAUGCAGAAGUAUGAUCUUGCUAUUGAAUGUUAUGCCAUGUCCAUUCAAUACACGUCUUCUGAGAAUAAUGCUGUAUUUCUUGGAAAAGUAUACAGCAAUCGAUCACAAUCUUAUCUCAAGACAAAGCAGUUUGUUAAAGCAAAAGAUGACGCGAAAAAAUGCUUGGAAUAUAGACCUGACUGGUCUAAGGGUUAUUACAGAUUAGGAACAGCUUUUGAGGCAAUGAAGAAUUAUGAAUGUGCUUUAGACUCUUUAAGAAAAGGACUAAAUGUUACUUGUAAUGAAGACAACAACACAAAGUAUGAAAUAGUGCAGAAGAUUCUUAACUUGGUUUACAAAUGUCCAGAUGGAAUAUCAAAAAUUUCAUUUGAAAUUCCUCGUGAUUGCAUGAGUAAAUACCUGACGGAAUGUGCGGAGAAAAGUUACUGGAAGUCUUUAGAAAUGUUUUUGCUUGGUGGUGGAGGUCAAUAUGCUAAAGGAGAUGGUGGAAUAGCAACAGGAAAGUGUGAUCUUAAUAAAAUAUCAUUAUGUGAUGUUAUCAAGUCAGACCCUAAACCAAGCAUGUUUUAUAAGCUUAUUGAGACAUUAAUAGAACAUGGUGCUCUUGUAAAUACCUAUUUUAAUCAUGAAUCGCCUUUGACAGUAGCUGUAAAUUUUGAAGACCACGAUCUUGCUGUCAUUCUAUUAAAAAAAAAUGCUGAGCCUGGUGGUUUAUUACGAAGCAAGUUUGCAGGAAAGAACGACGAUAGUCAUGUUCAUAUUGCUUUUAAAAUUGGGCUCAUGAAAGGUCACUGGAAAAUGUUUGAAUACUUGAUGGAAGUCACUACUGCCAAUUCUACUGGUUCUGAAAUGCAUGUAGACAGGAGAGGAAACAGUCUGUAUCAUUUAGUGGCUAGUGAAAAUAGAACAUGGCCCCAUGUAGAAGAAGGAAUAAAGAUUUUAAGAAAGCAUAAGGUUGACCCAAAUACAAAAAAUAAGGAUGGAAAGACGCCAUUAAUGUUGAUUAAUCGUGAUGAUCUAAGAUAUCGCAUAAUCGAGGAAAGCAUGAACGAAUGUAAGCCUGAAAAGUCAAAGAAAAAAAAGAAACGGAAAAAGAAAAAUAAUAAUCAGAUGAAGAAUCCUUAUGUUGAAGAACCAAAUAAAAAAGAUAAAGGCAUUAAAGGCAACAAAGACGAAGAAGUUGAUAAUGUGUCAAUCGAAUCAUCCAUGCAUAUUCUUUCAGAGAUUGAGCUGUUGCGAGUAAAACUUGAGAAAGCCAUUGACAAGUUUGUAAUUGUAACUACAGAAUCAUUGGCCAGUAAAAAAAACAAUGAUGUUAUAAAAAAAGAGAAAAACUCUCCUAUUCAAAAUAAAGAAAUAAAACCAAGUGACAAUGAUAAAAUCAUUAAAAACUGCGAAUCAAAAUCACCACUUCCAUCGCAAAGUGUAGAUCAAACAGUUGAUAAAGUAAAUGAUGAAUGUACUGACGAUGUUACUGACACAGCUUCUUGUGAUGAUGAUGAUGAUGAUGAUGUUACAAAUAUGGCGUUUGAUAAUUUAACGUGGGAAGUUGAAUGCACGUCAGAAGUAUGGAAAAAGUUGAAUGAUAAGAAGUUCAACGAGAUAAAAAAACGUAUUGUAAAUAUUGUUAAACAAUUGGCGCUUGGAAACAUGCGUGGUAGUCUUGCUAAACAGCUUGUUGGAAUUGCUAAAAGAUCCAACAUUCGUCUUUUUGAAGCGAAAAUUGAUAGGUCUGCUCGUAUUCUAUGGGAACGUGCCAUUGCAUUCUCACCUCGUUGUAGUGCCUUGCCGGAAAACAAAAACGAGAAUAGUCGUGGUAUUUAUACCGAAAUUAUCAGAAUCUGGGACAUUGUGUUUGAUCAUGACACAGUACCAAGAAAGAUUGAGAAAAUAAUUCGUUCUCACGAUCGUGGAGCAAGUUGUUUUAUAAAGAAAAAACUGAAAGGCACCAACAACACUACUUCAGAGCCAUCAUCUGACAUUGACGAACGAUUAAUACCCAAGAUAUACGUUCCCAAAGAUGACGGCUUAGUUUUUCAACAUAACGAUCAAUCUCAGCAGAAUACUUCUUCGAAAAAAGAAUCAACCAGUAUAUUUUUCCCUCCUGGAAGUUCAGAGGAAACCGAAUACCAUAUUCUCAAGUUCUAUGCCUUUUCAAAUGCUAUGGUAAACGCGAUGCUGGAUCAACGGCAAAAGACUAAUUUUGAUUUCCCUUUUCGUGUUUCUGAACUGGAGCAUUCAAUUAUUAGUCUGGCAACUAAACCACCGACAUCCAUUCUCUUGUUGGGUCGUAGUGGAACAGGAAAGACUACAUGUUGUUUGUAUCGUCUAUGGAAUAACUAUCAAAGCUACUGGAAGAAUCAUACACUUAGCGAACCUACCAUUCCUAAUGCUGCCCUGUUUGUUCCACGUGAUGAAAAUGAGUCAUUCACUGAAAACGCCGACGACAAAACGGAAACAACGUGUGAAGUGCUCUCGCAAAAAAAACUUUCUCGCUCGUCUUUUAUUGCAGAUGAUUCGGCAAAUGUUAAAGAAGGACCUGUGAACGUCAAUAAUCAAAUUCCUUGCUCUAUUGAUGUAGGUGAGUGUUUAGAAAAGAAUUCCGAUGCAGUGGAACAAAAGUUUGACCAUCUUCACCAAGUAUUUAUCACAAAAAAUGCUGUUUUGUGCAAAGAAGUCCAAAAAAAUUUCAUCGAUUUGAGUCGGGCAACCUUUUCAUCAAGAGAUGAUCUACAAUAUGAACCAUCAUUAAACGCAAAUCGACUAGAUCAGCUUGAAAACAACUCGUGGCCAUUGUUUAUAUGCUCACGUGAUUGGCUGCUGAUGCUUGACGCCUCUCUUCCCGGUGUGCAAUUCUUUCCUCGAAAUGAAGAUGGGACCAUAGAAAGGCCAGUAGAAGGCUGGGGUGAAGAAGAUAACAACUUACAAGGAAUGCCAAUUUAUCAGUCUGAUGAAGAUGAGGAAGAUGAAGAGGAAGGAGAUAAAGAAACUGAACAAAAGCUGAAAACAAUGGGAGAUGAAGAGAAAGCUUUUAAACGAGAUCCAAGACGAGAAAUUACGUAUGAAGUGUUUAAGAACAAUGUGUGGAAAAAAAUGACAAAGAAAAAUAAAGUGGAUUUUCAUCCUAGUCUUGUUUGGACUGAGAUUAUUUCAUUCAUAAAAGGUUCAGUAGAGGCACUUCAUAGUGACGAAGGUUAUUUGUCUCUAGUGGAAUAUCAAUCGAUUGGUAACAAAAGAGCGCAAACAUUCAAUGCUGAUCGUGAAGAUAUUUAUAAAUUAUUCAAAGCGUAUCAACGUAUUCAACAAAAUGAAGGAAUGUUUGACGAAGCUGAUGUUGUUCAUCAUAUUUUCCAGCGUUUGAAAAAUCAUAUUCCCAUGUGGUCUUUUCACGAGAUCUAUGUUGACGAAACUCAAGAUUUUACUCAAGCAGAGUUAUCCGUUAUAAUUAGUUCUUGUCGCAAUCCGAAUGCGUUAUUUUUUACUGGUGAUACAGCUCAAAGUAUCAUGAGAGGCAUUGCUUUUCGUUUUAGUGAUCUAAGGUCACUAUUCUAUUACCUUAGAGAGUCUGUGAAAUCUGUAGGUCAAGAUGCUGAAGUGGUUGUUCCUGAUAGAGUUUAUGAGCUUACCCAUAACUAUCGUUCUCAUUCAGGAAUACUGAAUCUGGCUUCAAGUGUAACUGAUUUGCUGUCGUACUUUUUCCCCGAAUCCUUUGAUAAGUUGGCUCGUGACCAAGGAUUGUUUGAAGGUCCCAAACCUGUUCUCUUGGAGUCGUGUAGUUUUAGUGAUCUUGCUGUUAUUCUUCGUGCACAAAGAAAAAGUUCACCAAUAGAGUUUGGUGCACAUCAAGUUAUUCUCGUGGUUUCUAACGAAGUGCGAGAAUCACUUCCAGAUGAGCUCAGUCUGGCUUUAGUUAUGACUAUUUAUGAGGCCAAGGGUCUGGAGUUUGAUGAUGUUCUGCUAUACAAUUUUUUCAAAGAUUCUCAGGCUUGUAAAGAAUGGCGUGUCGUGGGAUCAUACAAAGAAAGCAAAGAUGAUGUGACAAAAGUGAGCGAGACUGGUAUAGCGGAAUUGCCCGUCGAGAGCUUGAAGUUGAAGGCAAGACCACUGGAAUUUAAUCCUGACCAACACAAGAUUCUUAUUUCAGAAUUCAAAUACUUAUACACGGCUUUAACUCGUGCUCGUGUAAACGUGGAUUUUGAUGAGAAUGAAGAAACAAGGUCCCCUAUGUUUGAAUAUUUUCAGAAACGUGAUGUAGUUGAAGUUAAACACUUUCAUAAAGCAGAAGAGGAUUCAUCUUCACUUCAAGGAAUGUUUGCUCAAAAAUCCAAUGCUAAAGAGUGGAUGGAGAGGGGUAUUUACUUCUACGAAAAUGGGCGAUGGAAAGCUGCUUCUAAGUGUUUUUCAAUGGCUGGUGAAGAUAUAUGGGUGAAGAAAUGUGCAGCUCAUCAGAGUGCUGAUGAAGCAGCUACGCUACAAAGUAAACCUCGCCUACUGCGAAUUGAAUUUGCUAAAGCAGCAUUACUUUUUUUGGAAUGUGGAAUGUCAAAUGAAGCCGAAAAGUGCUUGUAUAAUGCACGACAGUGGACUUUGGCUAAACUUUUCGAGAAAUCAAAACAUUUCCUCAAAGCGGCAACCAUAUUUCAAAAGGAACGAAGAUUUAAUGAUGCUGCAAGAAACUAUGAAUCGGCUGGUGAUUUUCAGAGAGCAGCUGAUAGCUUGUUGUCCACCGAUAGUUAUGAUGAGGCCUUGAAUCUUAUUGCACGUUACAAAGAUUUAUUGAAGAAAGAAGAACAAGGUGUUAUCACAAAACAUCUUCGCCCGGAUCAAAGAGAUGAAAGUAUUUGCUAUCGAGCGGCUAAAUUUUACCAACGUCGAGGCAAUAAAAAGUUAAUGAAAGACGCUUUAGAGAAAUUACCUAAUGUAAACGAUCGCAUCACGUUUUUAAAAAACAAUGGCUUCUUUGAGGAAGCUGCUGAGUUGUUAUUACAUGAAGGUAAGCGGCAAGAAGCAGCGAAAUUAUUGCGAUCUAAAGGAAAAUUUUUGGAAGCUGCUCGUCUUAGUGAUGAUAUGAGAUUUAUUGCUGAAUGCCAUUUAAUUGAAGCGCGUUUGAAGAUUCAUUCUGCAAAACAAAACCAGGAAUCAGUCGAUCAAGAAUCCAUCAACGAGUAUCUUAGUUGUGCUGUUGAAAUUUGUAAAAAGGAGGAGGAUUUCAACUUGCAAGCUGAAGUCCUUUUUACGCAAGGUAAAUUUUGCAAGAACGCUCGGGAUAUUGCUGAUGCAGGCCAAUAUUUCUUAGAUGCUUCAAACUAUGUUGGCCUUGUUGAUUGCUUUAACUUGUUGCUGAAAUAUAAUCCUACUAGAAUCAAUAGUCGUAAAGCAGGAAGAACCAUAACAAGUCUCCUUGAUCUGAUUCUUGCGUUCCAUAAGAGGAAUAUUAAUAGUCGUGACCGUACAAUGAUCACCCAAUGUUAUGCAUAUUUUGGAAUUAAAGAUUCAGAUGACACGGCUUAUAAGAAAGUACCUCGACUGGAAAUGGUCCGAUUCAUUAAGUUAUCAGAGGAAGAACUGAUACCAACUGCGCAAGCUCAUGGUUUGAUUAAAGAUCACCUACACAAAAUGGCGAGGUCACUUGUUAAACAAUGUUGGAAUAGAAAGGAAGAAAUAUUUAAAAAAAAUAAGCCUUGUCCACGUUUCUUAGAUUGUCGUCCUUGUGACAUGAGCUCGUGUGCUCAUUUACACGAGAAAAUCACUCGAAAACAUUUUACUGAUCAAUUGAGUGCUUUACGAUUUCUGAUUGACUUAGAACAAAAACUUUCUGACUUCCUGAAUGAUAUGAAACGAGAGUCAUAUAAAUCAUUCUCCCAACUGAAGUCAAUGUUGUUUACUUCUCCAGAAUUUAGCGCUGGUGAACGAUUGUACGAAAUUCUCUUUCCUUUUGAUAAUGAAAUUCCAUCGUCAUUUUUCCUGUCGGAAAAUGACGUCGCAAUUAUUCGCCGUUUUAAAAGUACAUAUCUUAUAAAUUUUGCGAAGAAUUAUUUGUGGAAAAAAGCUGAAACUCAUGAAAGAUGGCAAAGUUCUGAUUUAUUUAUUAAAGUCUCUAAUAUUUUACAUUUGGCUGGUGCUCAAGACGGAGAUAUCUAUAACUUACUCGCAGGAGAGGAGAAAAAGUUCGAAGAAAAUGCGCGUUGUAAUAGUGAGGUUAAAAUUCCCGAGUGUUUCGUAACAGAUACGGUGGUUAUGACAUCUUUCUUAAAUCUUUUGAAAAUUGUAAGAAGAAAUUAUACAGAGAUGGCGACGUUCCAGGCUCAGUUCACACCGCUAUAAAGAAGUUCCUGUUUACUCCAGCAAAAAACAGAAAACUUCCCUAUCCCUCGAUCGCCAAUGCUGUUGCAAUUCUGGAACGUCAACUAACCACGUGUCUUGUUCUCUUCUCUUGUGUAGCGUAUCCUAAAGAAAGUGUUUGUCUGCCAGAAAGCUACGUAUCUAUGAUUAACUUUGGGAAUACACUGAAUGCCGUCCUAACCAAAAUAAAACCUUCAGGUUUUUUGAUGCAAUUUCCCAUUCAACGAAGCAAUUUCAAGGUGUUGCAGGGCUACGAAGCUUUGCGCAUUUGCAUGAACUAUUGCGUUCCAUAGUUCAGUUGACUUUUGGUGAAGUUAGUAGGUCAUAUAACAUUGUUUAUGAUACUCUCUGCAAGAAUGACGCAAACUUUGUUGAUACUGAAA